Molecule: messenger RNA, 1801 nt
Organism: Salvia splendens (bonfire salvia)
Lineage: Eukaryota; Viridiplantae; Streptophyta; Magnoliopsida; Lamiales; Lamiaceae
Product: hexose carrier protein HEX6
Exons: 3
Coding region: 162-1694 (510 amino acids)
Biological process (GO): monosaccharide transmembrane transport
Cellular component (GO): membrane
Molecular function (GO): monosaccharide transmembrane transporter activity
Source: RefSeq, a predicted model, not a curated record
UUUAAAAUGAUGGGUCUAUCUCUCUCUCAAAAUCAGUGGUGUAUCUUCUAGCUACCAAAAAAAUAAAUAUGGGUAUGCAAGGCAAGGGUAGGUAGAGUCACCCCACCAAUUAUUGUAUCAAAAGAAAAGAAUUAAACACAAAUACAGAGAAGAGAGGAGUGAUGGCAGUGGGAAUUGCCAUUGCCAAUGAAGGAAGCCAAAGCCAAUACAAUGGACGAAUCACAUCCUAUUUGGUCUUCUCUUGUCUUGUGGCUGCCAUGGGAGCUUUCAUUUUUGGCUAUGAUAUUGGAGUUUCAGGUGGUGUGACAUCUAUGGAGCCUUUUUUGGAGAAAUUCUUCCCAAAAAUAUACAAGAGGAUGAAAGAAGAUAGUAACAUUAGCAACUACUGCAAAUUCGACAGCCAAGUAGUUACAUUAUUCACAUCCUCACUCUAUUUAGCUGGCCUCUUCACUUCCUUCUUUGCCUCUUUUGUUACGGACACCUUCGGCCGCAAACCCUCCCUGCUUGCCGGCGGUGUCUCCUUUCUUGUUGGAGCUGCCCUUAACGCCGCUGCCUUUAACAUGUUCAUGUUGAUUAUCGGUAGGCUCUUACUCGGAAUCGGCGUUGGUUUCACCAACCAGGCCGUCCCGUUGUACCUGUCAGAAAUGUCGCUACCGAAAUACAGAGGAGCAAUCAGCAACGGGUUCCAGCUCGCUAUCGGCAUCGGUUUCUUCUUAGCAAAUCUCGUAAACUACAGAACGGAAAAGCUCAAAGGAGGUUGGGGAUGGCGGGUAUCACUAGGCAUAGUUGCAAUCCCAGCAUCCAUCCUAACACUAGGCGCGCUCUUCCUCCCCGACACCCCAAGCAGCUUCAUCAUGCGCAGCGACGGCGACCAGCACAAGGCUCGAUCAAUUCUCCAACGAAUCCGAGGCACAUCCGAUGUCCAAACCGAGCUAGACGACCUGACCGCAGCUCGAGACAUUGCCAAAUCAACGGAAAGCCCUUUCCAAAACAUCGUAAAAAGAAGGUAUCGGCCUCAGCUAGUGAUGGCUGUGGCAAUGCCAUUCUUUCAAAUACUCACAGGGAUCAACGUCAUCGGAUUCUACUCUCCCAUACUAUUCCGGACGCUCGGGCUGGGGGAGAGCGCGUCUCUUCUGUCCACCCUAAUGACAGGCAUCGUGGGAUCGACGACAACUCUGAUAGCAAUUGUGGUAGUGGAUAGAGUGGGUAGGAGAAUCCUUUUUAUGGUAGGGGGUGGGAUUAUGUUUGUGUGUCAAAUUGGGGUUGGGGGGAUAAUGGUGGCAAAGCUAGGGGAUCAUAAUGAGCUUAGCAAGGGGUUGGCUUACUUGGUGUUGGGGCUGGUGAGCUUGUAUGUGGCGGGGUUCGGGGUGUCGUGGGGCCCGCUGGGGUGGUUGAUUCCGAGCGAGAUAUUCCCGAUGGAGAUCCGAUCGGCGGGGCAGAGUGUGACGGUGGCGGUCAACUUUUUUUUCACGUUCGUGGUGGGGCAGACGUUUCUGGCGAUGAUGUGCCGUUUGAAGGCGGGGCUUUUCUUCUUUUUCGGGGGCUGGGUGGCGCUGAUGACCUUGUUUGUGUAUUUCUUAUUGCCGGAGACAAAGAACAUCCCGAUUGAACAAAUGGAAGGGAUUUGGAAGGAGCAUUGGUUUUGGAGGAGGAUAGUAGUAGUACACAACAAGGGGUUACACCAUUGUGGCUAGUUGAAGUGAAAAUUAAAUGUCACUAUGACUAGUUAAUUAAAAUGCAUAAAAUCUACUGUAUAUUGACAGUUUGAACUUUGAAACCAUGCAAAUUAACAUUUCCUGCA